AUGAACGCCUUCAAGCUACAGUGGCAAGGAUACCCCUCUAGAGACUUGCUCUUCGUCGCCGGAGACUGGAAUGCCAGGACUGGCCCGUGCGACGCAACCAUGAGGCUCAUCAUCGGAAAAUACGGACUGGGACAACGUUGCAACAACGGAGAACGAUUGGUAACAUCCGUUGAUUAUAACCAUUUUGACGUUACAGGCAAUGGUUUUCAACACCCUCAUUGGCAGUUGCUAAUGUGGUAUUCAAACGAUGGUCAAACGGCAAAUCACAUAGACUACAUCUUUGUACGCUCAAGGUGGGCAAUCUCAGUACCCGACAGCCGAUCGUUUCGAGGUGCAGGAGUUGGAUCAGACAGUGAACUUGCCCAUGCCCGCUGCAAGCUCCGCUUGUCGAGUCAAAGUAAGAGAUUGCCCACAAAACGUGUCAACGUUAUGGCACUAUCAAACACAGAAACCCGUGUAGCGUUCAACGAAAGUCUCACUGCACAGAUCUUAGAUCAAUCCACUGUUUUCAUCGAACCUCCAGAUAACGUCGAUAAUCCAAAUUCGCCCGAGCUCGCAACAACAGGUAGUACCGAGGAAGGACUGGGCCUCCACAACGACCCUCAAUCUCUCGGCUAA
This is a messenger RNA of Dibothriocephalus latus, 618 nucleotides long. NCBI's taxonomy places the organism in Eukaryota, Metazoa, Platyhelminthes, Cestoda, Diphyllobothriidea, Diphyllobothriidae. The record is from the annotation of a GenBank genome assembly.